Molecule: messenger RNA, 723 nt
Organism: Rotaria sp. Silwood2
Lineage: Eukaryota; Metazoa; Rotifera; Eurotatoria; Philodinida; Philodinidae
Source: the annotation of a GenBank genome assembly
AUGAGUGCUUAUUCAAUGUUUUUGAAACGAUUGGCCAGUGAGCUCAAAGAUUUGACCGAAAAUCCUGAGGUUCAAUCGUACUUUCAAUAUGAAAAUUCUGGAAAUGAUGAGGAAUUAAAACAAUUCUGCAUAUUUGGAUAUUUAUUACCACGAACCGAACCAUAUAAAUAUGGUUCAUAUAAAGUACGUAUUAUAGUAUCUUCAGAAUUUCCCUUCAAGACACCGAGCGUGCAACUGCUAACAUAUAUUUAUCAUCCAGCAGUAAACGACGAUGUUUCAAAGCCAUAUUUUUGUACUGCAUGUGAUUGUAGUGAAUGGAUGCCGUCUUUUCGUAUAAGCCGAUUGAUAAAAUAUUUUGUGAAUGUCAUUGAUCAACCGGAAGCUAAUAAAACUUACUGUUUGAUGAAUGCAAAAGCUAAAGAAUUAUUUGAUCAAAACAGAGCUGAAUACAUAGAAAAAGCUCUAGCUAUGGUACAGAAAUAUUCGUGCCCACGACCCAAUCAAUCAACAAUUUCAUUGAAAUUCGCUGCUAAACAAAUGAUUCGUAAAGAACUUCAUUUUGAUUUAAAAAAGUUCAGUCAAUUACCUGAACAAGGUUUUCUUCGUAAUACAUUUCGUGUUAUAUCUCAUGAACGAAAUGCUGAAUAUGUAAUUGCAACAAUAGAAUAUUAUUCAUUAGUUCAAUUUUUAUCCAAAUUCAAAACAUUUGAUGAAACUGUGUGA